GCAUUCUUUCGAGCGAUGGAAGGCCCCAUCCCCCUAGCCCUCUCGCGGUCCCGGCUCUUCUUCCUAAAUAUAACGGACCUCCCGCGUAUUUCCCAUACUGAUCUGUCCCCUCGGUUCGCUCGCUUUUGGCGUGGCAUAAUUGUAGUAGUAAAAAAGCCUGGCAUCGCGUUGGACAUGCCCAUGAGCCACCACUCCGACGAGCAGCGCUCCGCCCGCGCCCUCGGCGCGAAGACGGCGCGUGCCUGCGACAGCUGCCUCCGUCGCCGAGCCCGGUGGUACUGCGCUGCCGACGACGCCUUCCUCUGCAUGGCCUGCGAUGCAUCCGUCCACUCCGCCAACCCCCUCGCCCGCCGCCACCACCGCCUCCGCCUCAAGAUCUCUUCCUCCUCCUCUUCUCCUCCUCCAUCCUCUAAUUCCGACGAUGCACUCCCGCCUUGGCUCCACGGCUUCAAACGCGGGGCCCGCACUCCCCGCAUCAAGCCGACGAUGGCUGGACCUCCGAAGUUAGAGCCACUUGUGCCGGACCUCGAGGCAGAUGAGAAGCUGCACGCUGAGGAGGAGUACCUGCUCUACCGCGUGCCCAUCUUCGACCCCGUCCUCGCCGAAUUCUGCUCACCACCGGCAAUCAAUGACGCCGACACCCUCGCCGACGAGGCAAAGCCGGUGGUGCAGCUACCGGAGCAUGCACAUGUUGCUGCCGCAGCCGCUGCUGACAGUCUCGCUGGGUUCCACUCAACCGACCUGGACCUUGCGGAGUUUGUAGCCGAUGUGGAGACGCUCCUCGGUCGAGGGCUCGAUGAUGGCGCGUUCUGCAUCGAUGGGCUGGGCCUGAUGAAUUCAGCAGAGGAUGAUGGCAAAGGGCGAGUGAAGGUGGAGCUGGACAUCGGUGCGGGGAGCGACGUCAUGGCCUGCACCAUUGAUAUGGAGAUUAAUCCUUCUAGGAAGACGCUCGACCUUGACUUUGGCUUCCGGUCGCCAGCAGCAGGGGAGGAACUUGAAGAGCAGAAAGCUGCAGAAGAAGCAGCCAUGGCAUCAGGUGGUGGCUGCGGAGUGGAGACAGUAGCGGCAGGGAGGGGGAUGAUACUGAAGCUGGACUAUGAGGCGGUCAUCGCCGCCUGGUCUUGCAACGGCUGCUCGCCAUGGACCGACGGGGAGCGCCCACAAUUCAACCCGGACGAUUGCUGCCCCAUCUUCACGGGGAUGAUGUGGAGCGGCGGCGUUGGAGAAGGUGACGCGGGGGAGGUGGGGAUGAUGGCGGGGGGCGGAGGGAGGGAGGCGAGGGUGGCGAGGUACCGGGAGAAGCGGAGGACGAGGCUGUUCUCGAAGAAGAUCCGGUACGAGGUGCGGAAGCUCAAUGCGGAGAAGCGGCCACGGAUGAAGGGCCGCUUCGUGAAGCGCACGGCGUUCUCCGCUGCGGGGCCUGCGGCAUCUCCCUUCAUUGAUGGCGGUUCCGGGGAGCAAAACGCAUGCCGAGGAGCGGUAAUGCAGUACUGGUAGCCGUGCCUCGCUGCCCUUAGUAAAAACUCUAGAAAUAAUGACCCUUUUUAUUCUCUCGCUCCAGAUUUGCUGUUUUUAUUGUUUUUACUGCCGUGAAAUAGGUGGGCUUAUUUAUGGAACCAAACCUUAAUCAGAUGCGGCUGACUGUGCCUAGUUUUUUUGCUAGUACGCACGGUUGGUGCCAUUUUCAUGUCGUCAUUGUAAAGAUGCCUUUGAUCUAGAAAUAAUAGAAGGAAUUUGAGUUCUAAUAAA
This is a messenger RNA of Phoenix dactylifera (date palm), 1749 nucleotides long. RefSeq names its product zinc finger protein CONSTANS-LIKE 16-like. Gene Ontology annotation, cellular component: nucleus. NCBI's taxonomy places the organism in Eukaryota, Viridiplantae, Streptophyta, Magnoliopsida, Arecales, Arecaceae. Gene Ontology annotation, molecular function: zinc ion binding; protein binding. Gene Ontology annotation, biological process: regulation of DNA-templated transcription. The record is from RefSeq and is a predicted model, not a curated record.